Molecule: messenger RNA, 3074 nt
Organism: Tigriopus californicus
Lineage: Eukaryota; Metazoa; Arthropoda; Copepoda; Harpacticoida; Harpacticidae
Exons: 2
Coding region: 281-2935 (884 amino acids)
Molecular function (GO): 3',5'-cyclic-AMP phosphodiesterase activity
Source: RefSeq, a predicted model, not a curated record
CCAGAGCUGUGCCCCAGCUUACUCUAAGCACGAUCCAAUCUACUCCCGUACAAACUUCCUCACAUCAAAGUCGACAAAGUUCAAGAUUCGUCCCUCACCCAAUAACCGAACUCCAGUGGGAGUAGGAGGUGGAGGAGGAGGCGGGGGUGGUGGUGGUGGAGGCAGGGUUGGCAGCGGCGGAUGUUACAUAAAUAAUAAUAAUAAUAAUAAUAGUGGAGGUAGUAUUGCUAGAUCCGGAGGCUGUGGCAGAGCUGGAUCCAUUCUUCGAGUUCCCAGACUCAUGGCAUCACAGGGUAACAUAGGGAGACUUCCCAUCGGACCCGCAGCCAUCACCAAUACCUUCUCUGAAGACGAUGAAUUGGAAUUGCUCGAGCUGCAGCUCCUCACCACACAAGUAUCCGCCAGACACACGCUUACCUCAGCCAGGUUCACACCCAAAGACCAAGGGAGCAGUGCCACUUUCCCGCGAAAGGCCAAAGACCGGAAGUCAUUGAUGACCUUGUGGUCGGAUCGGGGAUUGUUGGACGAGGUCCAACUGGAGCAAAUUCAACGCAUUCUUCUGAAUAUCAACCAUUGGGACUUCAAUGCAUUCACCUUGGACCGUUUUACCUGUGGCAAUAAUUUGGCGACACUCUGUGUUCACCUCUUCAAGGAACACGGCUUACUCCAGUACUUCAAAUUGGACACUCUAGUAGUUUGGAAGUUUUUCACUCUAGUCGAACAAGGCUACUAUAGCACAAACCCAUACCACAAUGCAGUCCACGCCGCUGAUGUCACCCAAGCUAUCAAUUGCUUUCUGGAGGAGCCCAGUAUCAAAAAAUUCCUCACUCCUUUGGAGCUCAUGUCAGCUCUCGUGGCCGCAGUUUGUCAUGACCUGGACCAUCCGGGGCGCAACGAGAAGUUUCUCAUUGCCACUUCCAGUCAUCUGGCUGGCAUGUAUAAUAAUUCAUCUGUGCUUGAGAAUCAUCACUGGCGAAUGACCAUGUCUAUUUGCGCCGAUUCUGGCUUGUCAGAUUGCCUAUCGAAGUCAGAUCUCGAAGCCAUGGACGAUAUGGUCCGCGAUAUCAUAUUGGCUACGGACAUCUCUCGACAAGCAGAGUUCUUAUCCAAACUCCGAGACAAAUUGGACCGAAACGCCUUGGACUUCACUGCCCCUGAGGAGAGGCUUUUCAUCAUUCAGAUUGCCAUGAAAUGUGCCGACAUCUCGAACCCGUGUCGCUCAUGGAAUAUCUCCCGCUUGUGGUCCUAUCGGGCCUCCGAAGAGUUUUUUCGACAAGGAGAUUGCGAGCGAAUGCUGGAUAUUCCUGUUACACCGUUCUGUGAUCGAUUCAACAUCACAGUGGCAAAGGUGCAAUCUGGAUUCUACCGGUUUGUGGCUUUUCCGUUGUUUGAAGAGUGGCAUCGGUUUUUGUCCUCGCCUUUAUCGUUGAUGAUGGUUCGCAACCUUACCACCAAUCAAGCCAGGUGGGAUCUGAUUGUUCAGCAAGAAACUAACCGGGGUAGUAUGAUGGAUUCAACCCAUUCAACCUCCUCCUCUUCCACCUCCUGCUCGCACCCCAAUGAUUCCCGACGAGAGAGUUUGGACCCGCCCCAAUCUCACCUAAGCAGGAUGUCUCGUUCUUCCGCCGACGACGAGGACUCGGAUCCUUGCACCUCCUACCCCUACAUGCCAUUAGACAAUGACCUUGAAAACACUAAUCGGCGGCAUUCCCUUCCUCUGUCAGAUCGCAGCCUCAAGUGCCAAAGCAAGGCUGGCUCAGAAGACUCUGCGGAUGACGCCCCAAGCAUCCAAAGCAACUUUCGUCAUCCGCCUCAUCUGGGCGGGGAAAGGAGGCGCAUUGUCCGUCAACCGGAUAUCAACAACUAUCAUUUAGCUAAUAAACGCCGACUCUUUGCCACAAGUCAUUCGCCUCCGGGAACUUUCACCUCCAAGCCCUACGGAAAUUCUUUGGACAGCCACAUGGAGUCGUCGUCAAACAAUCGAGUCACGUUUAGUUUUGGUCCCCGUGAAGAGGACGAGGAAGAGGAGGAACGAGAGGAUGAUUUUGACAAUGGUAAUCUCAACGUGGCCACUCAAGCUGACAACAAAGAGAACCUAAACAUCCGACGGGGUUCGGCUCCAGGGAGCCUACUUUUGCAUCAGUUUGCCAAUUUGUCGUUCAACAAAUCGAUUUCGCGGGAGGCUUCCCCGACGGGUCCAUUGCAAGCCCGCAACCGCCCUCAAAGUGGUAAUGCGGCUCUCUCCACCUACGUGAACAAGCUUAGUCUCAAUCAUCGGCGUGGCUCAUUACCUUGUGAUUUCUUGGAGCAAACCCCUGCCGAUGCCUUGGACAACCAUCGGUCUUCCAGUUGUGGUCGAUAUGCCUGUGACAAAGACCUGAACAUGCGCAAUGGAAACCAAGCCAAUCCGUUGCAGAAGCGAAUUCUUCGCCAAAGAUCCGGUGAUUCCAACUUGAACUAUGCCAACAUAUCAUCCUCAUCCAGUUCGCCACACUGUCUCAAUGAACUGGGUGCCACUCCUUGUUUCAACAUGCACCAGAUUCGGAUGGCACGACGUGGAUCAUUGAGAUCAGGAGGAAGCAACGCCUCCAGUUCCAAUCACCUCUCAGCGAGAAGAGGUUCUGCUCCGAUAGGUACUCAAUUGGCCGAGGAUAACGCUCUUCAAAGCCUGCCCCACCUUCAGGCUCUAACUCUGAAGGGCAAAAAAUCCAUGAACAGCCAACCCAUUGUGAGCAAGAAAUGUGGACUUCAGAGCAAUGUCGAAUACCUAAGGAACAUGGAGUCGAUGGCUCGAGCCCAAGUCCUGCGCAACUCCCACUUAUCGCCUUCUGUUGAGAACGAGUUCCUCGAAGAUAUGCAAGCGAUUUACGCCGCAACUCAUGGACGAAGAGGCUCGCUUCCCACAGAAUACACUAUGACAUCCACGGUUCAAUGAUUCGAAUAUCAAUGCUCUUUUGGAAUUCCAAAGCGGGGGGGCUUUCUCCCGAUAGUUGAGCCUCAUUUGGGCCUGCGGGUCUUGCCAAUCUGAAAACGUUUGUGGUACCAAAUACUGUACAAGUAAUAAGUUCCUUUUU